CCGCACAGGAAAGGCGCCCGUCUCAUUUCUCCUCCAGCCUGGACGAACAGUCCGCCCCCACGCGCAAGCACACGGGCGAGAAGACACAACUGAGCUCCAAGAGCAGAGAGGCUGGAGAGCGAAAGCGAGAGGUGGAGAGAGCUCAGGUCAGGUCAGGAGGCUUUUGUUUGGUUGGAGAGACCACAAACUCCACCACGGCCCAAUCACGGAACCUCUGCUCUCUUUCUUUAAGCUCCCCCUCCCACGGUGGAGGCCGAAUCAUCUCCAGCCACUUUGGCAUCUGCGAGAACCGAUACCGGCAGUCACCGCCGCGGCCAUAAAUACCGCCUCCCCUGCCACUCACACUCCCUCUCUCUGUUCCUUUCCUCCUCCGCGCUUCCUCUCGCCUUGCACUAAGUCCCUCCCUGACAAAGGCGGAAGGAAUCUUGGUCGGUUGAGAGAGAGAUGAUGAAGGAGUCAUGGAUGGAGGUGCUGCCGCUCCCGCCGGCGCCCUACUUGGCCGGCGGCUGGUUCUUGCAGGAACAGCAGCGGGCGUGGUCGCCGGCGGAGAACAAGCUGUUCGAAGAGGCUCUUGCCCGGGUCGACGGGGACGCGCCGGGCCGGUGGGAGCGGGUCGCGGCGCUGCUCCCUGGCAAGUCCGUGGCCGACGUCAUGGCGCACUACGACGACCUCGAGAACGACGUCGGCUUCAUCGAGGCCGGGCUCGUGCCCUUCCCCCAGUACAACGGCGGCGGUGGCGGCUCCCCUGCCUCCGGGUUCACCCUGGACUGGGACGGCGGCGGCGACGACCUGGCCUUCAAGCGCUCCUGCUACAUCGUCGGCGGCAAGCGCGCGCGGGGGCCCGAUCAGGAGCGCAAGAAGGGCGUGCCCUGGACAGAGGAGGAGCACAAAUUGUUCUUGAUGGGCCUGAAGAAGUACGGGAGAGGGGACUGGCGGAACAUCUCGCGCAACUUCGUCACCAGCCGGACGCCCACGCAGGUUGCCAGCCACGCCCAGAAGUACUUCAUCCGGCUCAACUCCGGCGGCAAGGACAAGCGCCGCUCCAGCAUCCACGACAUCACCACCGUCAACAUCCCCGACGACGACCAUGGCAGCAACCCCUCGCCCUCGCCGCCCUCCUCCGUGCUCACGCCCAACUCCUCCUCAGGCGCCGCUCCUCCCGCAAUCUCGGAGCAGUUCGGCGUGCUCGUCGACAGCAAGCCCCAAAUCAGCCGCGGCGGCCACCACCACUUCAUCCCUCAUCUCUACGGCAACGUCAAGCUCGAGGCCAGCAACGGCUAUCACGGCGGCCGCCUCGACGACUCUGUUCUGAUGCAGAUGCAAUGCGGCCAGCUCCAGCCUCUCGGUUGACCACGGUUUUUGGAGCAGCAACCGGCCAGACGCCCUUGGAGAAAAGCUCUCUCUAUCUUUGGGCGUGCACGAGGAGAGCGCACGCGCGUGCUCUGCUCUUGAUUCCAACCAACCACGGAGUGAGCUAAAGCAAGCAACAUACAUGCACGAGCACAAGCAAGCAACAAUGGAGAUCAACAAGUGCUCUGCUGCAGCUAAGCUCCUGAGAUGAAGCAUGGUCAGAUAUGGAUGCAGCAUUUCCCCGUUUCGCCUCUGUGUACAUACGACCACGCCCCCCGGUGAAAUAAUUGAUAUUCUAUUUGCUAGUAUUGAUCAAUCUCCUGAACCAUGGGAGGCGGCGUACUUGCGUCUGGAAAGCACAUGAGUAGUAGUAUCAGCACUGACGCUGUGAUUAUACCUGCCGUUUUUCUUUGUUUUUGAUGUAUUGGUUAGUCAGUUAGUCUCACGCCUGUACUAGUUGGAUAGCAGUAGCAGCAUACUAUCAUUGCCUGGUUUUCCUUCUUUUUUUUGGGUCCCUGUAACAUUUCCAUAUCCUCAGUCGAGGGUAUUAGCAUUGGUCACCCUCUCAUUGACCCCUGCUUUAUCAAUCAAAUUAUGAAAAUCGAUGAAGGUGAUGAUGAUUUGUGGUUU
Brachypodium distachyon (stiff brome) is the source of this 1980-nucleotide messenger RNA. Its product is annotated as transcription factor DIVARICATA. The transcript is spliced from 2 exons. Bases 445 to 1350 code for a protein of 301 amino acids. Gene Ontology annotation, molecular function: DNA binding. The record is from RefSeq and is a predicted model, not a curated record. NCBI's taxonomy places the organism in Eukaryota, Viridiplantae, Streptophyta, Magnoliopsida, Poales, Poaceae.